Messenger RNA from Raphanus sativus (radish), 1163 nucleotides. Its product is annotated as putative F-box/FBD/LRR-repeat protein At5g44950. The coding region runs from base 140 to 979 and encodes 279 amino acids. Lineage: Eukaryota; Viridiplantae; Streptophyta; Magnoliopsida; Brassicales; Brassicaceae. The transcript has 3 exons. Gene Ontology annotation, molecular function: protein binding. The record is from RefSeq and is a predicted model, not a curated record.
CAUCUUUUUCGUCGACCUAAACCUAGAUUCCAUAUAUCACUCAGAAACUCAACAUCUAGGAUAGCGACUUCUCCGGCAGUUCAAAUCAGCGGUCAGUUCUUCACACCCGAAUUCGUCCCUCGAUAUAUAUUUUUAGUCAAUGAUGGGUUGCGAUAGAAUCAGUCAGUUGCCGGAUUAUUUGCUAGCUCAAAUACUCUCACACCUUCCGAUCAAAGAUUGUGCUAAGACAAGUGUCUUGUCUAAAAGUUGGGAAUUUACAUGGCUACAUGUUACCGUAUUGGACUUAGACGCCAAUGACUUCGUUUAUGACGUAAAAGCCUUACCUCGUAUGCUGGACAUGUUUCUAAAGUUUAACCGCGGAUCUUGUCUACGAAAAUUCAAGAUAAAGUAUCAAAAAAGGAGCGAUGUCUGUAGCCAGAGAGUCAUGGAGUGGAUAGACGAAGUGGUUCAUCGCCAAGUUCAACAUCUAGAAGUUGAGAAGGAAAUGUCUGAGGUAAAGACUGCAGAUUUCAUGCCUAAGUAUCUGUAUGUGAGCAAGACGUUGGUGUCUUUAAAGCUGGUAAACGUAGGGCUUGAGAGUCCCAAGUUUGAUAUUUCUCUACCUAGUCUCAAGACCAUGCAUCUAGAAAAUAUAUUUUACGAGGGUAAUGGUCUUUUGAUCAUGCAGAGGCUCCUCUUAGCUUCUCCUGUUCUUGAAGAUCUUACCAUGGACGUUCCUCUUUCCUGGAAGCCAAAGAAAGUUGUCUUAAAAAAGGUUCCUCGGUGUUUAUCAUUGACUCUAGAGCAUGUUAGGAUUAACAAAUUGACUCUAGAGGGAACUGGGACUGAAGCAGUGAAAUAUUUUCUUAAGAAUUCAGCAGUACUCAAGAAACUGAUUGUAAGUUUUAAGGAUCUUUCUAUUAGACACGAAGAGACUUUAUACAGGAAGCUUAUUACGGCCAAAAAGCUUUCUCCAAGAUGUCAGGUACUCGUCUAUUGACACGCGAUUCUAAUCAGUUGUGAACAUUGCAUGUUUUUAUCUAACAUUCGAGUGGAAUUCAUCUAUUUAAUUUGGUUUGAUCAAGUUUGUUCUACUUGGAUUAUUUAACUAUGUGGAUGAUCUUAUAUGUUCAAGUCUUAAAGAUUAUUCAGUUAGAUUGUUUCCCCUAUCUUCUCUUCAAAAC